GGCGCACACGCCCUCCCUGCUCUGUGACAUGUCUCUGCUUCCUGUUUCUCCCCCAUCAGGGCAGUCUCAGUCUCAGCUUCAAAAGAACAAACAGGCACUCAAAGCAAAGGAAGACGGUCCUCCACUGCAGAGGAAGCAGGAAGCUGCCGGCCUGCUCCGAGCCCAGCUGCCGGAGCCUGGGGUCAGCAGGAUGGAGUCGGUGGCCCUGUACAGCUUCCAGGCCACAGAGAGCGAUGAGCUCGCCUUCAACAAGGGGGACACACUCAAGAUCCUGAACAUGGAAGAUGACCAGAACUGGUAUAAGGCCGAACUCCGGGGUGCUGAGGGGUUUAUCCCCAAGAACUACAUCCGCGUCAAGCCCCACCCGUGGUACUCGGGCAGGAUUUCCCGGCAGCUGGCCGAAGAGAUUCUGAUGAAGCGGAACCACCUGGGAGCCUUCCUGAUCCGGGAGAGCGAGAGCUCCCCGGGGGAGUUCUCCAUCUCCGUGAACUACGGGGACCAGGUGCAGCACUUCAAGGUGCUGCGCGAGGCGUCGGGCAAGUACUUCCUGUGGGAGGAGAAGUUCAACUCCCUCAACGAGCUGGGGAUUCUUACCGCUGACCUAUCCAUUCUAUCUGGACCGCCCCGGGCCUGCUUCGCUCAGGCUCAGUUUGACUUCUUGGCCCAGGACCCGUCACAGCUCAGCUUCCGCCGUGGGGACAUCAUUGAGGUGCUGGAGCGACGAGACCCCCACUGGUGGCGGGGCCGAUCCUGCGGGCGCGUGGGCUUCUUCCCGCGGAGCUACGUGCAGACUGUGCACAUGUGACCUGUGAGCAGGCAGAGCUGAUGGCCCAUCCGGCCAACGGGCCAUUCCACGGGAACUGCAGUCCAGAGAGAGGACGUGGACACCCCACCCUGUGUCACACAGGGCUCAGCAGAAGGCCCUGGAAUGAACGUGGGCUCCCAACUGCCUCCAGCCACUUUGCACAGACCGGGAUGGGCCCCAGCGCCCCAAAACUGCAGCUGUGUUUAGCAAUGGCAGGGUGAGGGUAGCUCCCAGGGCUUCCCACCUGGCCACUUCCCAUUGGCCGCCAGUGGUGUGAUGUCACGGGGCGGGGUCUGCAAAGGGCCAACCCGCCUCCUCCUGUCAACGGCCCCUCCUCCUCUGGGAGGGUUGAGGACUCCAGGUUGCACCCACUGGGGGCUCAGCCCAAGGAACCCACGGGCUGUUAGGGAAGGGGCCCUGCCCCUAGGGACAGGCUGCAUACUGUUGACUUGGAUCCUUGGACAGAGUCCAGGUGGACACCAACUCUUCUGCAGCUCCAUGACUUUGGGGUCCACCUGGGGCAUCAGCGUCUCCACGCCCGCCACAGACACUUUGGAGAGGGGCUAGACGGGUGCCCUGAGCCCUGAGGAAGGGGUGGACAGCGGGUGCGAUGGGGGCAGCGCUCCUCUCCUGUUGGUGCUCCAAGAGGCAAGCCCCGGCCCAGCCCCGCGGGAGACCGAGGCUGCACCGGGGCUCAGGCCCAGGUUGCCCAGACCGGGCCCAGGGGAGCUGGGGCGGCCAGCAAGCCUACCGGGAGUUGGAGCCAGAGCAGGGACUUAGAGACCUGCAGGACCCAGAUGUAGCGGGCAGCCUAGGCAGGGCCCAGCCCUACCUGAGAAAAGGAGGGAUAUCAAGGCGGGAGACGCGCCCAGCGUGGGGCACCGCCUGCCCAGAGCCUGGGCAACUGCAGGAGCAGGACAAGCCAGGGGGGCUUGGAAAGGCUUUGUACACCAGGCUGAUGGUGGAGGGGAGGUGGCGGGCAGGCACGGAGAGGAGGCG
Molecule: messenger RNA, 1804 nt
Organism: Microcebus murinus (gray mouse lemur)
Lineage: Eukaryota; Metazoa; Chordata; Mammalia; Primates; Cheirogaleidae
Source: RefSeq, a predicted model, not a curated record